Brettanomyces nanus is the source of this 2856-nucleotide messenger RNA. RefSeq lists its product as uncharacterized. The transcript is spliced from 2 exons. The record is from RefSeq and is a predicted model, not a curated record. Lineage: Eukaryota; Fungi; Ascomycota; Pichiomycetes; Pichiales; Pichiaceae. The coding region runs from base 1 to 2856 and encodes 951 amino acids. Gene Ontology annotation, biological process: lipid metabolic process; regulation of DNA-templated transcription. Gene Ontology annotation, molecular function: triacylglycerol lipase activity; DNA-binding transcription factor activity.
AUGAGUUCAGCGAUAGAUCCGACUUUUCAAGGACUGAAGGUAAACGAUGAUGAUGGAAUUCACACUAACAGCAACGAGGGAGAGACUAGUAAUUUAGAUCCUGAGGUGACGGCGGCUGCCAUUGCAGCAGCAGCAGCGGCUAACGAAAAUGAGACGGAGAACGAGAACGAGAACGAGAACGAGAACGAGAACGAGAACGAGAACGAGAACGAGAACGAGAACGAGAACGAGAACGAGAACGAGAACGAGAAUGAGAAUGAGAAUGAGAAUGAGAACACAAAUUCCGAAGAGAUCAAAAAGGAAGAUGCAUCGACAAACCGAUCUGGAAAUGGUGGAAAAGUGCGUCGAAAUCGAGGAAAUAACACUGGAGGUAGCUCUCGUGAUGAUAAAAUGACGAGUACGAGUCAAUUACCACCCCUAUUGAGUCUUGAUCAACAAACAGAUAGACUAGUGAAUUCCUUAGAAUCACAGAAACAAAAGGAUGUGAAUGAUGUCUCAGAAGAAGGCGAGAGUCGAUCGGGAGGUGCCGUUUCGUCACCGGCUACAAAACCAGACGGAGAACCACGAUUGCAUCACGGAAAACCUCUUACAAACACCAAAAGAGCAGCACAGAAUCGAGCAGCUCAAAAGGCGUUUAGAGAAAGACGAAAAUCCCGAAUGAAGGAGCUGGAGCAGCGUGCAGAGGAUCACCACAGCUGUGAACUCGUCAUAGGAAGACUCAAACGCGAAAAUACUCAACUAAAGGACUACAUUCUUGCAUUACAAACGAAGCUUAUUGAAGCAGGAAUUCCUUCUUUGAAUGGCUCCAUCAAUUCAACCAAUGAUAACAAUCAGAGUUCUCCUUUGGGAGGUUCAUUGGGAUUACAAUUGAUGAAGUUCUUCUCUAGAGAUAAAAGUUCCGAGGAUAAGAAUAACAAGCAUGGCUCCGGAUCGAUAAGGCGUCUACUAUCUCCGUCCGGAUCUUCUUCGUUAGGAUUUUUCAAACGGGAAGACGGCAGCAAGAGCCGGAAAAACCACAUCAUCGAUGAAGCUGUUGCUGAUCGUCCUUCAAAUAAGCCCUCCGAUCUUGCCGAGGAAUCGAGUGAUGACAUUUACAGUGGUGAUGAGGAUGACAUUCAAGCCGAUAUAGUUGAUCCCAUAAUCCCAUAUCGGAUCGAGGGCCUUCGUUCUGACGCUUCUCUUUCGGCUGGUGCUUCCAUUGAAAGAACCCCUUCACACAGACCAUUGUCUACAAAAUACGCCUCUUCCAUAAUCGGUGGUCUUCCAUUGAAAAGCGAGGGUGAUGAUGAUGAUGAUGGUGGUGACAAAUAUACUUCGGAUGUUAUUCCAUCUGCCAACUCUAAGAAAGAAGACACCGUCUCGGAAGACCCUCACUCUCGGAAGGUGUUCAACUUCUCGAUGCCGUUCACGAAUCCGGGUUUUGACAGAUUGCCAUCUUUAGAUAGAUUGACUAGUUUGCCCUUACUAUCAAGUAUAUCCAGUACUUCUACUAAGCUACCUUCUAUGUAUCUCGGGAAGAUCGGAAGUAUCAUGAGAGAGAGGGACGAAGACGAAGAAAGAAGAGAACAGAUCGGAAUCAAACUCAAUAGACAGGAGACUCUUUCCUCUAUGGAAGAAAGCGUAUACUACAGAGAUAUUUCAAAAUUGGCUGACGGUAAGAUGUCUGCCCUAAGGAAGGCCAUAAUUCCUUCUCUUUCCGACGAUGAAUGGAACCUCCCGAUAUUUGACGAAUUAGAAGGCGACGUUCUCAUUUUUGGAGGCUUCAGAGGAAGCAUUUUGCGAGACACUAAGACAGGAAGACGUGCUUGGAUUCCUGUUUUGAAAGCUGGCUUGAAUAUCCGUAAAAUCAACUUACUCCUAGGACCCAAGGACGAGGAUGAGCUAAAUACAAAAAGCACCAUCUAUCCCGACGGCAUGUUGACUCACGUUGGCCCCGUUGAUAUUUCACGGAAGUUGAUGAAGCGGCUAGCUAUGAAUCCCAAGGUGAGCGUUCACAACUGGGGGUAUGACUGGCGACUUUCUGUGGAUAUUAUUGCCAAAAGGCUUCACACUAAAUUAGAGCAAAUUUAUUCUCGUAAUGGUGGAAAGCCAAUUAUUCUUAUUGGUCAUUCCAUGGGAGGAAUAGUGGCCCAUGGAGCCAUGUUGUUGGAUAAAAAACUUGUUAGAGGAAUAGUUUAUGUCGGUACUCCUAUGCCAUGUGUCAAUGUCAUGGGGCCUUUUAGAUAUAAUGACAACAUCUUGCUCUGCAACGAUAUGUUGACUUCUGAAGUGAAUUUCAUGAUGAGAUCGUCAUUUAUCUUUAUUCCAGAAAAGGAUCAGUGCUUAUUUAAGGACUACAAGACUGGAAAGCACUAUAAAUUCGACUUCUAUGAUCCGCAGAUGUGGGUCAAGUAUAAUCUCAGCCCCAUAGUCUCGUCUGUCAGACUAAAGAUGGAGAAGGGAGAGCCGGUGGAUAUCAAACAACAGACAGAGUUUGCCAUAUCGUUUGACGAAGCCUAUGACUAUUUAUGCCGUACAUUGCAAAGAACCAAAAAAUUCAAGGAGUCCCUAAAGUAUGACCCUACAACUACAUAUCCUCCUUUGGUCUCAGUGUACGGUAAUAAAGUCCCGUCUGUUAAGUAUUCGUUGGUGGAUGGCGAAGAAGAUAUUAGGAAAGGAAAUUAUUACAACUUCUUUUAUGGACCAGGUGAUGGUGUUACUCAUGAGAAAUGGCUUUUCCCCAAGGAUGCCUCAUAUCCUCUAUGUGCCCAGAUUGUUUCCGGAAAUGGCCAUAUCGGACUACUUUCGGAUGCUAGAUGCAUGGGAAAAGCUUUGCGGGCUAUAUUGGACGAAGAAAAAAGACGGGAAAGCAAUUAA